Messenger RNA from Rhizoctonia solani, 870 nucleotides. RefSeq lists its product as uncharacterized. The record is from RefSeq and is a predicted model, not a curated record. Bases 1 to 870 code for a protein of 289 amino acids. The transcript has a single exon. NCBI's taxonomy places the organism in Eukaryota, Fungi, Basidiomycota, Agaricomycetes, Cantharellales, Ceratobasidiaceae.
AUGCAGUCACCAGUUCCUAGACCUUCUCGCAAUGGCCCUGGCUUCAUUGCGCUUCCCCGAUUAGAUUCCAAUCUCGGUGGAUGGCGGACGCCAGCUAGCACUUCCACCGCAACCUCGCCUUGGGAUGACGGAACACGCAAUCACUAUACUGAUAUGGUUACCCCAAGUGGCCGACCUCAUCUCCAACCUCUGCGUCUGUCUUUAUUGCAAACUCGUAUGGAUACUACCUCUUCAGUUGUCGCAAACGCUCCUGAAAGUCCGCAACCAUUAUCUCCACUAUCGCCUCGACGUUUGAGUCGAUCGGAAGGCUCUGCGCUGGGGAUCAUUGUGCCGCCCGGUACGCCACCUGCAGAGACUCUCCCCCGGUGGUUGGUCGAUAGACGUUUCUCUAAGCAGAAACCAUUGUUGUCGGGCGCACGGACUCCUUCUCGCUGGCCUGAACCUUAUUCCCCAUUUGAGUCAACGUUUAAUCCGGCUACACCCAUUAACGACAGUUGGCGUGCUGGAGACCAACCAAUAGUUCAAACUCCAGAGCCAUUGCCUAUUAUCGAGGGGCUUCAGACCCCCCAGGAUGAAUUUCCCUUUGACUUGGGCGUCGUUUCAGGCGAGCGCGUUCGUACACCUGGUGGGCCUAUGAUGCGUCCUCGUCCCCUUCCACGAACCUCAUCGGACGAUAUGUCUGAUCGAAGGCUAUUUCGUGUAAACGCAUGGGGGGAACAUGAAUCUCCGAGAGACGCUUCUACCGGUCUCUUUUCUCUUAUGCAGGCUCAAGGUGCGCGGGAGUCAUGGGGUCAAUCACGGCCCCGGCAUUUCCCGCCUUCAAGGCUCGCUUCAACCGCCCCAUCUCCAAUCCCAUCCCCUCGCGAGUGA